Molecule: messenger RNA, 583 nt
Organism: Paramecium primaurelia
Lineage: Eukaryota; Ciliophora; Oligohymenophorea; Peniculida; Parameciidae
Source: the annotation of a GenBank genome assembly
AUGAUUAACCAAUUAAUACUUAAGAAAUUAAAUUAACAAAGUAAAUUAAAAUAGAUUUAGUACUUUAUUAAAAUGGUGUUCAAUAAAAUGAAUUAAGAAAAUCAUUUGAAAUCAGAAAUUAUUAAUUGGACUGCUGUUAAGAAAACUUUAAUAGAGCAAAUUUCUAAAUUUCAAAAUAAUUUUGAAAUAUCAUUAUCUAAAUAACUGUAGAUUGAAAUUUUCUUAGUGUGCUUAAUUUAUUUUGCCUUUUAGUUGAUCAUAAAAUUAGAAAGAAUGAACAUAACAAUAAGAAAAUGAUUUAAAAGUAAUAAUAAGAACGCAAUGUAAUUAUAUUGACAGAUUCAAUAUUUCAAAAAGAAUAAUCUAAUUAACCAUUCAUUUCUACAAUAAUUGAUUCAAUAAUUUAUGAAGAACUAGUGUUUUUAUAAUGUUUUAGCUUUUUAGAAAUAAAUCAGCUGAUAAUCUGAUAAUUAAGUAGUAAAUCCCUAUUAUAAAGAGAUCCAAUUUUUAUACAUUUCUGACACCAUAACAUUCACAUUAAUCAGCUGAAGAAAUAAACAAUUUAUUAAAGGAUAUUAAUUGA